This is a messenger RNA of Cyprinodon variegatus (sheepshead minnow), 1858 nucleotides long. Its product is annotated as proto-oncogene c-Fos-like. Gene Ontology annotation, molecular function: DNA-binding transcription factor activity, RNA polymerase II-specific; RNA polymerase II cis-regulatory region sequence-specific DNA binding. Gene Ontology annotation, biological process: regulation of transcription by RNA polymerase II. The transcript has 4 exons. The record is from RefSeq and is a predicted model, not a curated record. Bases 129 to 1256 code for a protein of 375 amino acids. Gene Ontology annotation, cellular component: nucleus. NCBI's taxonomy places the organism in Eukaryota, Metazoa, Chordata, Actinopteri, Cyprinodontiformes, Cyprinodontidae.
AAUGGGAUAUAAGUAGGUGAUCAAUGAAGGGGGAUCAGCUUUUUAGAUAGACAUUGUCAGAUAAGACAUUUAUUUCUUUACCUUCUUAUGCAUUAAUAAUAGAAAAGAGAAUUAUAGGCUACUAAAAAAUGCAACCAGACUCCAGCUCUGAGGUAGACUCAUCCUCCAGCUGCAGCCCGGCAGCGCCUGGCGGGGACACCCCUGGGCGCAGCCUGCGUCCUCCUCCUGACUCGCUUUCAUCAUCAGUGGACAGAGACAAGGAUGGUGACACAUCUGCACCAGCCGUCUUUGUUCCGACUGUGACUGCAAUCUCAACAUCGCCAGAACUGAAGUCGACUGUGAAGCCGACUUCCAUCACAUCUGGCAGCUGUGCAAAAAAGAAAACCAAUGGCGCAAGGCAGCCGUCUUCUCCAACAGGUGCAAAGAGAGCAAAGACGUGCAACAAGAAGGCGCAAAAGGAGCAGUCAUCUAAAGAAGAAGAGGAGAGAAGGAGGAUCAGGAGGGAGAGGAACAAGAUUGCUGCAGCAAAGUGUCGCAACAGACGGAGGGAGCUGAUAGACAGUCUCCAAGCAGAGACUGAUUUGCUGGAAGAGGAAAAGUCUACCAUUCAAACUGAGAUAGCUGACCUGCUGAAGGAGAAAGAGAGGCUGGAGCACAUCUUAGCUGCUCACCAAUCCUCCUGCAAACUGCCAGCCCAAGAUGACUGUGACAAAGGGCAGGAGGAGGAGGAUGUUGAGUCAGUGCUGCAGGGUCCUCCUGCCUCCUCACAGCUGCUCUCCAUCCUGGAGAAUGUAAAACCUCCAGAGAGCAAUCCAGCUGCUGGAGAAGUCCUCACUAUUCAGGAUGCAGACAGUCUUUCUUGUGUCCCGCCUGCUGCAGCAAUCUUGGGGAACUCUAACAUCCUCCUGUGCUCCAGUGCGGAGGAGGAAGCCCUGGAGGACCUCAAGGGAGACGACCUGGAUGAUUUGGUGCCCAGUCUAGAGAUGGCAGCGUCUGUCCCAGACAUAGACCUGAGUGGGCCCUUCUGCCUCCCAGACUGGGAAACUCUCUACAAAUCUGUGGCAAACGACCUUGAGUCUUUGACCACGCCAGUGAUGUCUUCCAGUCCCACCUGUAGCAGCUACCUCACAGUGUUUUCCUUUAGUUGUUCUGAGAUUGAAUCCAUGGCUGAUGGCUGUGAGGGCAUCAAAAGCAGCCUCGGAGGGUCAGAGUUGAUUAAAGAUAGUCUUAACUCCCCAACACUCUUAGCCUUGUGAAUGCAAAUCAUUUAUGCAACAAUAUUCAGUAUUUGUAUUCUAACCAGCUAGCAAGCUAUCUCUCUCAAAUAACUUUUGUAGUGUGAUCUAUGAUGUAUAAGCCUGAAAAUUAAAGGUUGUGCAUACAGAGUGUGUUUUCGGUGACUGUAACAGGGUUCAGUUGUUCCAUUUUGUUUCGACUGUCUGAGUUUACAUUUGUGCUGGAAUCCAAAUGCAUGCAAAAAUCAGAGAAACCAUCUGUAUUCCAAUGCAAACGGUGGUAAAUUGUGUUUCUAAAGAAAUCUACCUGUGAUAUGCAGUUAAUUCACGUUUGAUAUAGCCUAAUAUAUGUGAAUCAGUGCUAUUGUGAAAAUUGAAAAUAAGAGUUACAAAAAUGUAGCAGCGUAUUAGUGUAACAUCUUGCUGUGAGGUGUCCCCGACCUGCCUUGAUAUUCAUCACCAGAGGUUUUCUCCAUAAGCAAAAAAACAAAACAUAAUCAUGUGGAUUUUCUCAAGAUGUACUGUAUUUUAUGGCAUAGUUUAUUUUUUUACUCAUCAAAUAUGAUGCUGAUGCAAAAUUUACGAAUAUUGGUGAAAAUAAAACAUAUUGUUCUCAAUUAAUC